Symbiodinium sp. CCMP2592 is the source of this 1545-nucleotide messenger RNA. Lineage: Eukaryota; Dinophyceae; Suessiales; Symbiodiniaceae. The record is from the annotation of a GenBank genome assembly.
AUGGGCGGCUCCGGCGGCUCUGGCUACCAGAAGUAUUACCAGCAGUACAUGGAUAAGUAUGGCUCUUCCGGAUCAGGCGGCUAUGAUCAGUUCAUGUCAAAAUAUGCCGGUGGCUAUGCAGGCAAGUACAUGCCAGGGGACAAGACAGAGGAAUCUGGCCCCGUCAGUCUCGCGGCUGCGGAUGCAUCAAGCGACAAGGCGGCAGACAAGAGCAGUGGCGCGGCCGCCAGCUCGGAGGGCAGCAGCUACCAAAAGUACAUGGACUACUCCAAGUACACCGGAGGCGCACAGGGUGCUUCGCAGGGUGGUGCCGGCGGCGACUACAAGCAGUACAUGGACUACUCCAAGUACACUCAGGGUCAGGGAUCCCAGGGCGGAGGCGCUUCAGAUUACAAGAAGUACAUGGAGUCCUACAGCGGCGACUACAGCAAGUACAUGAAGGGCCAAGGCUCCCAGGGUGGUGCCGGCGGCGACUACAAGCAGUACAUGGACUAUUCCAAGUACACUCAGGGUCAGGGAUCCCAGGGCGGAGGUGCUUCAGAUUACAAGAAGUACAUGGAGUCCUACAGCGGCGACUACAGCAAGUACAUGAAGGGCCAAGGCUCCCAGGGUGGUGCCGGCGGCGACUACAAGCAGUACAUGGACUACUCCAAGUACACUCAGGGUCAGGGAUCCCAGGGUGGUGCCGGCGGCGACUACAAGCAGUACAUGGACUACUCCAAGUACACUCAGGGUCAGGGCGCUCAGGGCGCGAAGGCAAACGACGCAAGCUCCGAAAGCCCUGCCCUGUUGGCCGCUGCUACAUCUUCGGAUGAGGGGUCGUUCGUCCGGGACUACAAAAACUACAUGCAGCAGCGUGGCAAGAAUGUUUCCGCUGGAUUCGAGAAGUACAUGAAAACCCAUGCGGGGGAGUUCAAGCACUACGUGCAAUCCCGUGGUGCUGAAGCAGCUGGUGACUUCGAUGACUACUUCAAGAACUACAAGAGCUUCUUCCAGAACGAAGGCAAAGAUGCAGCCGGCGAUUUCCAAAAGUUUGUCAACGAGUAUGCCAGCGACUACGCGAAGUACUUGAAGGAACGAGGCGACAACGCUGCAACUGACUACAAGAAGUACCAGACGCAGUACCAGGAGGGUGGGGCAGCCGUGGUCCUUGCGUCCACUGGUGGUGACCAGAGUGCUGCUCCUGAUCAACAGAGCGCCGAAGAGAAGAAGGAAAGCCAGGAGAGGGAGGAGGAGAAGCAGAGGCUCCGCGAGGAGCUGCAGUCAGAGCACGAGCGCCUGAGGAAGGAGCUGCAGGCAGAGAAGGAGCACCUCCGCGAGGAGCUUGCAGAAGAGGCGAAGGAGCACCAGCAGAGCCCCAAGUCUGGAGCGGCGCCGGCGAUGCUGAUGCAGAAGGUCGCCACCUACUGGUUCUUCACUCCGCUGCUCGCAGUCGUGGCCGGUGCCGGGGCCGUCUUCGCUUUCUUGCGGCGACAGGCUCAGCGCCGCCGAUCUGUCAUGGACGACUAUGUGAUGCACGAGGAUGCCCCUCUUGCUGCUGUGUAA